GCGGCCCCUCCGUCCGGCCCGGGCCCGGGGCGCGGGGCGCGGGGCGCAUCGGCCGGGGCCGCGCUAACUUUUCCGGGCGGAAGAGGAGGAGAAACGGGCUUGGACCGCGGCGUGGGUGGGAGGAUGCCGAGCUGCAGCCGGGGCCCCGCGCGCGGCGCCGGCGGGGCGGCCAGCUAGGGCCGUCGGGGAGCGGCCCAUGUCCGACGCCGGCGAAGCCCUGGGUCCGGGGCCCCGUCCGGGGGCCGAAGCUGGCGCCCCGGCCCAGGGUAAAUGUGAAAAAGAAAAUACGGAGAGAGAUAUAACUCAUGCCACGAAUAACUGCUUCACACACGGAGAGAUGCAAGACCAGUUCAUGUGGGGAAAUUGUUCAGAGGACGAACUCAUCAGAACCCAACCUCAGCGCUUGCCUCAGCUUCAAACUUCAGCACAAGAACCCAGUGAGGAGGACAUAGACCAGACAAAGAACUGCCACAGAAGUCUGAUCAGUGGAAAUGGAAUUCACCAUGGAGCCAAACACGUGUCUGUGGAUAAUCGAAGACUUUCAGCACCUGUUUCUCAAAAAGUGCAUAGAAAAAUUCAGUCCAGCUUGUCUGUAAAUAGUGAUAUCAAUAAGAAGAGUAAAGUAAAUGCAGUCUUUUCCCAAAAGCCAGGCUCCUCACCUGAAGACUGCUGCGUCCACUGCAUCCUGGCCUGCUUGUUCUGCGAGUUCCUGACCCUCUGCAACAUCGUCCUGGGACAGGCCUCCUGUGGCGCCUGCGCCUCGGAAGCCUGCUGCUGCUGCUGCGGGGACGACGCGGGCGACGACUGCCGCUGCCCCUGCGACAUGGACUGCGGCAUCAUGGACGCCUGCUGCGAGUCCUCGGACUGUUUGGAGAUCUGCAUGGAGUGCUGCGGCAUUUGUUUUCCUUCGUAAACAUUUCUCUUCCCUUCGUGCUAAAACUGGAGAGUGUUUUAAAGUUUCCUUUUAAGGAAGGAAAAAAAGCACACGGUAGGAUUUCAUGAAACAAGCAACCUGGUAUUUGCACUGUUGACUCAUGUUAGUCACCUCUGAAAGCCUUUUGUCCCCUCUCACCAGAUCUACAUGGUUUAAUAUGGGACAUGUUAACUACUUUUAAACUCUUUCAUAGGACUCAAUGACUAAGGGACAUUUUGACCAAAAAAAUAAAACAAAACAAGCCAAAAACCAACAAAAACAACUAAAUAAUUCCUCCUUUUCGUACAUAUUUCUAUUUCUUUUACUCGUUUUCAGAAGGCUUUUGCUCCAAAUGUGUUAUUUCUCCAUGGAUAUUCAAAGCAGACUAAUUUUAUUGGGGCAUCUAUUCAUGGUUAACAAUAGACAUUUUUACUUUAAAGUAAACUUGGGGAAACAAAUCUAUAUAGUAGUUGGGCGCCCCAAGUUCAUCUUUAUGCUCUGUUCUCCACUUUCUGCAUUUGCUCAGCAGACAUUGAGUGCCUACUGUGUGUCAUCUGUGAGAUGCAGAGAUGGCUGCCACUCAGUUUCUACCCAUGAGAAGAGAGUUUAGUGGAGGAAAGAGACCUGUAAAAAUGAACCACAAGGCAUACUAUGGGGAUUAUGAGAGAGAGAAACUCAAAAGGAUAUGGGAACGCAAUAUACAGAAAAGAACAACUAAUAUCUGCUGAAAUGUUCAGAAAGUUCAAGGAGAAUGUGACAUUUGAGGAAGCCUCUUUGAAUGAGUGAUUAUCUGCUGCUGGGAUGAAUUAUUUGAACUUAGGGCAAAGUUUAGGUGAAUAGCCUGCACUGUGUAUUUUUAAGCAGUUAAAGAAUAAAAACCUUAAGUAUGGAUUUUCUUUAGUUGUAAAACCUAUAACUUAAAAAAAAACACACAACACUAUAAACUUUAACUAAAAUAUACAUUUUUUUACAUUAAUGUAAAAGUUAUGAUAAAGUUUUGGGUAAAAACAGAAGGCCUUAUUUAUAAUCCAUAUUUUCUAAAGAAUGUGAAAUGCUUUUUGACAAAUUGCAUUUAAAUUAGGAGAUUUUUAAUAUUAAACUCCCGGUAUUUUUGUUUUAAUUUAUUCAAAAGCCUUUUUUUUUUUAACUUGAGAAUUGUGUUGUUUUCUAAGGGGGCUCAUGGGUUGGUUUGUCUUUGGUUUGUUUCUUAAGCAGUGUUGUAUGUUAUAAACAGCCAGCCACUCUUCCAAUGCAGUGGGAGUCUCAACAUCCACUACCUGACCAAUUUCAGUAUUGCGAUUUUAUGUAAAAUUAAACUAACAAGGCAGGUUAGGAAACCUUGUAUACCGAAAUAAGUCAAUUACAAGACUGAGGAUAUUGCUAUUGAGAUGGACACUGUGUUGGGCAGAUAAAAGGAGGAGGAAGUGUUCACAUCACGUGGUCUCCUGCAUUUGAUCUUCCUGAAGUUGUAGUUUGGUUUGAUGUAAUGUCAUUUCUUGAAGAAAUUUUGAAAAUAUACUUUGGAUUAAUAGUUAUUUUUAAUUUUUCUGGUUGAAUAUCAAAUUAAGAGUAAAAACAAGUGCAUAUUUUUAGGAAGCUUUUAAGCAAACCUAGUCUUUUAAGAGAAAUUUUAAAUCUAAACCAUGGCAAUGCUACCUAUGGUUUUUUCUUUGAGAUGAAACCUAGAUUCUACUUAUAACUUUACCUAAAGUGCUUAAAAAGUAGUUACCUCCCUCGUUUACACACAUACACUCAUAACUUUAAAGAGUCUGGUUUGAAUAGAAUUCUAGUAAACAUCUGUCUCUCCCUUGACUUUCUCUUCCUUGUGUUUUAGUUGUUACGUCAAAUAUAAGAACGUCAUAGUAACCAGAAUCUGAAUAUUUGCAUGUACCCAGAGUUACCUUAGGCAUAUACCAUAUUAGGAUGUGUGUCAUCUGUGUAUUGUCCUAUUAAAGCCUUCUAAUGUUCUAAAAUUAUUAAAAUAUUUCACUUUUUAUCCUGCAGAAUUUCUCAACCAAGUGGUUAGUCUAAUACUUAACUAUAUUCUGCUACUAUUUGCAGUAAAAACAUUAGCACUUUUAAAAUAAUGUUUCUCUGUAACAGAGAACACUAAUGGAAUAUUUUGGUUUUUUCAUAUUUGUACCCCUAGCGCUUUUCCUCUGUUGUGUGCUUUGCAGUCAUUCCAUAAAGCACCUGGUGUUACUAGGGAGAUUAGUGGGCCAGACUCCCCUGUCAUUCGUAGGAGUGAGUUCUUGGGGUUCCUCUGCAACGAGCGUUUUCAGGAGUCCCCACAGAAGACAGAGAUGUGGGAAAAGGCUCUACUUGCGGGGAGUUACAUUCCUUGGGCUCCAAAGUCCCUAUGUCCCUUCUGCCAGUCCUGAGAAAGGUGCCUCUGGGGUCUUAUUAGAGCCAAGAAAGUCCGUGUUGCAGCUGGUUCCGGCAGAGCAUCAGGCUGGUUAGAGUCCGUUAGGCCAUGGAGAGCUGCAUGGCCGUGGACCACGUGGGUGAGUGCAGGGAAAGGGCCCUCUGCACAGGGGCCAGGCACAGACAGCAGGCAAGGGGGCCACACAAGGAAACUCCCUUGUCUAGGAGUGUUACUGUUCAGGUCUCACACUUUUGCUGUGGUCAUGCCUGUGCUGGCCACUGACUGUCUUCCAGGUGUGACUGACAGCUGAGCACCCAGACCUCCCAGACCUUGCUGGGCAUGCGUCCAAACUGCCUCUGUUCAGUCCCUUCCCCCUUUGAUCAUCCGGGAACAGACUUGGAGAGUGUUAAAAGACAGCUUCCUAGCAAAGCCGAACUCGUCUCAAUGGCAUGCCUAUAUCAUCUAGUCUUCCCUUAACUCCUACCCUGUUAAAUAAUUAUAAUGCUAUCACUUGUAUUACUUUUUAAAAAAUAAAUGGGGAACAAAUCAAAGUAGGCAAUUGUGAAAAUAAUUUCAAGGUGUUUUAGAAUUUCUGUAUGUAACAUGUUUUUGUUGAAUUAUAUGGCCGUUGUGACUAAGUGAUACAGUUUACAGUUAUAGACUCGGUUUCUUUUUAAAUGUGGAAACAAUCUCAUUUUUAAACUUGAUCUGUAUUAUCAUGAAUACAUUACCUUGAAAUAAAAAUAGGACCUCUUUCUUGUGCUU
Messenger RNA from Pipistrellus kuhlii (Kuhl's pipistrelle), 4043 nucleotides. It is a transcript of the gene MDFIC, whose product is annotated as MyoD family inhibitor domain containing. The transcript is spliced from 5 exons. Bases 197 to 913 code for a protein of 238 amino acids. The record is from RefSeq and is a predicted model, not a curated record. Lineage: Eukaryota; Metazoa; Chordata; Mammalia; Chiroptera; Vespertilionidae.